AUGAACAAAAAAGCUAUUGAUGGAGAGGAGCUGAAGGAGAAUGUAUUCCGUAUUGGUGUGGUGGAUACUCGCUGGGUUAUCGUAGCUGUUCUCUAUACAUGUUGUGCCCUCUUGAUUGCCUUCACCUGUGACCAUGCAUUGCCAAAGCCACUUGACAAAAAUGCUCCGCCUACUAGGUUCAUUGCAGAAAAUGCAUUUGACCAUCUCGUCAAUCUUACAUCUAUUGGACCAAGGGUAGCUGGUAGCUACGAGAAUGAAGUAGCUGCUGUGAAAGUAUUGGUGCAGGCCGUGCGGCGGAUACAGGAGUCUGCGUCCCCCCAUAACCGCGUCGAGUUUGAUGUCUUCCGGGCUAGCGGCGCUUUCUCUUUGACGUUUAUUGAUGGUAUGAGCAACAUUUAUCGCGACGUCCAGAGUGUAGUCGUCCGUGUCCGCGGUGCUGGCAGCGAAGGUGCCCCAGGUCGUACACGCAAACGUGCAGCCCUACUGCUAAAUUGCCACUAUGACACUGUGCCUGAUAGUCCAGGUGCUAGUGACGACGGCGCAGGUUGCGCGGUGGUGCUGGAAACCAUCCGCGCGCUAUCCGCAUCACCACAACCCCUGCGCCAUGACGUGGUAGCCCUGCUCAACGGAGCGGAAGAGAACAUCCUACAGGCUUCGCACGCGUUCGUCACCACCCAUAGGUGGGCAAAAUCCCUGCGCGCCUUCAUCAACAUUGAAGCAUGCGGGGCCGGCGGACGCGAAGUCCUAUUCCAAGCGGGUCCGAACGACCCCUGGAUUCUCGAGGUUUACGCUGGCCAGGUGCCGCACCCUUUCGCGUCGUCUCUCGCCCAAGAGCUUUUCCAGAGCGGGCUUAUACCAGCCGAUACAGAUUUUCGUAUCUUCCGAGAUUAUGCUAACAUUUCCGGCGUGGAUCUAGCGUGGAACAGUAACGGGUACGUGUACCACACGCUUCUUGACACAGCUGAGCGGGUGCCGCUUGGUGCUCUACAGCGCACCGGUGACAACGUGCUUGCGCUGGCGCAUGGUAUGCUGAGCAGCGAAGAGCUAGAAACAGCAGCGGAGCAGUCUCGGCAGCCGGUGUUCUUCGACAUCGUCGGGCGGGUGGUGGUGUUGGCGCGGGCUCCUACCGCCGUCGUCGCUGCUCUGGUUUCCCUCGCGACAGUCGUGCUGAAGAUAUAUAUUUCUGCUCAUGACGCUUCUAAGGAACUAUAUAUAUCCAAGGCGGUAUGGUUACGCAUAGUUCGACGGACGUUAUUGUCAGUUGUGCUGGCUCAAUGCUGCGGAAUGGCUGCUUCUGUCGCCACGGCUUUGCUGCUUCACUUCACUGGAGCCAGGCUGUCAUUCUAUUCGCGGUCUUGGCUCCUCAUACCACUAUACGCAGUACCAGCCCUGUGCGCAUCGUGGUGGGACGCGCGGUUAACCUGGGGCAAAGCCACCCGCAGUGGGGCGGUGUCCCUGGCCCGUGGUUCUUGGUUACUGCGCGCCUGGUAUGAUGCUCUUUCUCUCUCCGCUGCUGUACUACUCGCGCUUGGUACAGCUUGCGGGCUACGCAGCGCAUUCUUACCAUUCCUGUGGACGCUACCCGCGGGUGCGGACGUGCUGUUCUCCGCUUGCGCCGGCGUAAACGGAAGGUGGGGGCCACGUGCAAUAGCGUGGGCCAUAGGGGCAUUGAUACCGGCGUUGCAGAGUGGUUACCUUGCUCUCGGUUCCAUCAAUACAUUUGUGCCUGUAAUGGGUCGGGCUGGUACUUCUCCCAUACCUCCAGAUGUUAUUAUGGCCGUCCUAGUCAGCGCCCUCACUCUGAUAUUAUUCAGUUGGAUGCUGCCGCUGGUCGUGGCAGCAAAGAGGCCACAACCACUGCAACAACUGGGCUGGGCGGUGACUUUCGCAACGGUGGCAUUGGUGCUGUUCAGCCCGCUGGGUUUCCCCUACACAGCUGAUCGACCACAACGAUUCAUGGUGUUCCAUACGACGCGCACUUUACACGAGGUUUCGGAUUCGGGUGCGGAUACGGCUACGGAUACGCAUCUCUAUUGGUUACCAGAGCUCGAUGCUAACACACCACACUCGGUGGACGAGUACGUACCGGAAAUGGCCGCCACAGUCGCUACACGACCCGACGAUUGUGCCAAAUGGCUGUACUGUGGUGCGCCAUAUUAUCUGCCUGUUAUCACACUGGUGGCGCGUGGACACUCGGUGACAGUUUCUGAUCCGCCAUUAACUCGACUUAAUGCAAGCGCUACGCUCGAUAGCGUUGUGGGUGAACCCAACGUGAAAGAACUACGGCUUAAGCUACAAGGCCCCAAUCAUAUCGUGGUGAUACUAUCUCCAGCUGUUGGUGCUAUAAUUACAAGGUGUAACGCUGGUGAUGACCUCAACGUACAAUCUUUGCCUGGUCCUAUUUGGCAGCAACGCAAUACGUACUUUAUAUCGCUGCACGACGCACUCGCGCCUGCGCAAUGGGAUCUUGUCUGCCAUAUAAAGCGUGUGGGUGCAAGUCACAAUGCCAGCAGCGACUGGGUGCAGGUGUCAACAGCUGGACACAGCAUGUUUGGAGAGAUGCGACGCAGUACGAGUCAUGAAGAGUUACUAACGCGUUUCCCACCAUGGACAGCAGUUACAGGCUGGGGCGCACACCUUCAUAUCUUCAAUCUAUAG
Molecule: messenger RNA, 2658 nt
Organism: Leptosia nina
Lineage: Eukaryota; Metazoa; Arthropoda; Insecta; Lepidoptera; Pieridae
Source: the annotation of a GenBank genome assembly